AUGGCUACCCAUCUACCUGCGACCUCCGCAGGGUCCCCGCAGAGCGUGGAAUCCAUCACUCGAAAGGCUCAGGACUAUGAGUACGACCCGUCUAUUCCUUUGCGCUACUGGCUACGGACAGCGUCUACGCUCAUGAGAGAGGCUCGCAUUUACGAACGCGAAAAGCACGAAGAACAAGCCUAUCUCCUAUUGUUUCGCCAUGCUCAGUUGGUGCUUGUCAACCUGGCCAGGCACCCUGAUGCUAAGGACGAGAAGAAUCGAAAAGCUCUGGUGGAGGCCGAAAAUGAGGUCAAACGAAACCUGGAGGUCAUGGAAGUCCUGAAACCCCGAAUCAACAAACGCUAUGAGCGCUAUACUCAGCUGAUGCGUGAACGACAAGCCCACGCGCCAGCUCCGGCCGUCACCCCAUCCACCCAGCGCCAACCGCAAGAUCCCGCCCUCGCAGGAGUCGUGAAACCUCUGGAAGCAGGUGAAAACAGGGACCUGGCUGUGCAACUGGCUCGGACGGAGAUCAGUCGCAGAGCGACCGUCCGAAAAGCGAUCCGCCAAGCGGGCAUCUCCCCCGAGGAGGAGCAGGCGCGACGCACGGCUGGCGUGUGGGGUGACUGGGAACAUACCCUGCGCAAAGAGAGAUCAGGGGAGGAUGAUCUGAGCCGACGGAUACAGAACGUGAGAAUCCAGAUGGACGAUCCGCGGGCGGAUCAUCGUCCACAGGCCAAGCCGUCCACCGCGACCUCUUCCAGCACGGCAUACAGGUAUCCUACUGUCCCUCGCCAGAAGCCGCUGGGGCCAGUUCCAUCUGUCACAAGGGUAGAUCCUGGGGAUAGGGUUGUUCCGCCCUCCAAAGCACCGGCGCUUCCUCCGAAGGAGAGCUCUCCCGCUCUUGACCUUGCUAGCCUCGAUGGGCCGUCACCACCCCCUCGUCCGGACAAGAUCUCGCCUGCUGCCCCCACCGAGGCUCCUGCGUUGCCUGCGAAAGUGCAACCGGCGUUAGACGGAGAUGCACGUCCUUUGGACCCAUCCAGUUUCACCUUCAAGCCAUCGGCCUAUCUCGAAAAUGGAACCCCUCUGCGGACUCUGUUCCUCCCGCCGGAUCUCCGAAAACACUUCAUGUCGCUCGUCGCUCCCAAUACGCAGCGAAAUCUGGAGACGUGUGGGAUCCUUUGCGGCACGUUGAUCUCCAACGCGUUGUUCGUGUCGAGGCUGCUUAUCCCCGAACAGACCGCCACCUCGGAUACGUGUGAGACGGUGAACGAGACGGCGAUCUUUGACUACUGUGACUCGGAAGACCUGAUGGUGCUCGGCUGGAUCCACACCCACCCCACGCAGACCUGCUUUAUGAGCUCGCGCGACCUCCAUACGCACUGCGGAUAUCAGGUGAUGCUGCCGGAGAGCAUCGCGAUCGUGUGCGCCCCGAGCAAGAGCCCGGACUGGGGGGUCUUCCGACUCACGGAUCCCCCGGGUCUGAAGACAGUGCUCAAUUGCACGCAGACCGGGCUAUUCCACCCCCACGGCGAGGCCAACAUCUACACCGACGCACUACGACCCGGCCAUGUCUUUGAGGCCAAGGGGCUAGAAUUUGAGACGGUGGACCUGCGUCCGAAGGGGACUCAAUCCUAA
Molecule: messenger RNA, 1620 nt
Organism: Aspergillus ibericus CBS 121593
Lineage: Eukaryota; Fungi; Ascomycota; Eurotiomycetes; Eurotiales; Aspergillaceae
Product: putative endosome-associated ubiquitin isopeptidase (AmsH)
Exons: 2
Coding region: 1-1620 (539 amino acids)
Biological process (GO): protein K63-linked deubiquitination
Cellular component (GO): membrane; endosome
Molecular function (GO): protein binding; K63-linked deubiquitinase activity; metal-dependent deubiquitinase activity
Source: RefSeq, a predicted model, not a curated record